ACAUUUGGAUUUGGAACCUUUGACUAUAUAUACAUGGACUACUAUCUUCAUUGUUGCCGAUGAAGCCGAAGUAAUAGAGGUACUAGAUCGGGAGCAUCGGGAAUUUUCAUGCGCGCGCAGGAAUCCCACCCACCCUCGCACCUUCCAAUCACGGUGAACCACGGAGCGACGAACACCCUCCUACGUUCCAACAACCGCUACGCUCGUUGCAACGAAAUCUCGCGCAUGCUCAGAGCCCAUGUCCCGAUCUAGUACCUCUAUUGCUUUGGCUUCACGAUUCCCAUUCAACAACAAUAGGAGAUAGCAGUCCAUGUAUAUAUAGUCAAAGUUUGGAACGUAGAAUGCGAACGGAUAACACGUGGCGCUGGCGUUGUGAUAAACAGUAUUUCUUAUCAGUUGAACUGAGUUGCUUGCUAAGAUUGCUACUAUUGCUAUUGCUACAGUACAGUUUUACUGAAGCCUUACGAAACCGUAGUGAUCUAGAAAUGUGUAUUUUGUUAACUUGUGUUUCUUUAACUAUUCACUAAUUUACUAAGCUACCUUAUCGAUCAUUUUCACCCUUGUGGAUCGAGGAUAAUAAUCAGAUUUAAAAUGUCACCUUCCAAGUCAACCUUAUCACCGAGAAAAACCCAGCUAUGGGAUAAGAGCAACAUGAUACUAGCCGUUAAAGCGGUCAUGGAGGAAGAUUGGACAUUCAACAACGCUUCGAGUAAAUACUGCAUACCUCGAACCACACUUCACGAAAGAAUUACAAAAUUAAGAUCAGGCCAUGAAGUUGAUUUAGGCUAUACUACCCCUGGGCGCAAACCAGCAUUGUCUGAACAAGAUGAAAACACGAUAGUCGAAUACGCGAUGGUAGAAAUGCAAGGCCUUUUUAAUAUUCCAAAAUUGAGGACAGCUAUUUGUGAAUUAGCUGAAAAGCUCGCUGCUAAAAAUGGCGAUCGUGAUGAAUCUCAAAAAAAUGAAUUUGCAAGUAGUAAAAGUUGGUUUCGAAGGUUUGUGGAACGUCAUCCGAAUUUAUCAGUUCUGAGACCAGCUGCGGUUCCGGCAGCUCCUGAGCCAGAAUUCAAAAUACCUGGCCCUCGUCCGAGUACGAGAAGCUCCUCAAGUACGUCUGAAUCGUAUUAUAAUAAUAUACCGAAAGUAGUUAAUCAGACAAACUUGGAAGCGAAAGAAGAAGCUAAUACACCAAAACCGUCCAAUCUCAAUGAAUCGAAAAGAUUCCGUCAGACAAACUUCGCUGCCAAUCAAAGAGCAAAAAAACAAGCUAACGCACUAAAACCAUCGAAUUUCGCAAAAUCGGGAAAAUCAGAACCUUUUGUAACAAAUCAUCCUGUGCGAGAAGCUACUGUACCAAAGAAAUCAUCGAAGUCUAGCGAACCCGCAGAUAUUUCUGAAAAAGUACGGUGUUCUAUGGUGUCUUACGAUCCGGAUGGUGGUAAAUGGGUUAGAUCAUUCACGUGUGAUUCUUGUGAAGUUCGUACGUGUGAAGAUUACUAUAAUCUAGAUGAGAUGAGUGACAAAUACCUGUGUAAGUCGUGCUCAGAUUAAAUUCAAUUUUGACUGGUUCAGUUUCAAGUGAUUCUCAUUAUUUUUUACCAAUUUUUAUUAUGUUUAAAAAUUGUCUUCGAUAUAAUAUUUUUUACUUUUAUACUUAUGUUUCGUUUCGGACAGAAAUAGAAUCUUAUUUCGAUACUUUG
Messenger RNA from Planococcus citri (citrus mealybug), 1700 nucleotides. RefSeq lists its product as uncharacterized. Bases 592 to 1551 code for a protein of 319 amino acids. The transcript has 3 exons. Gene Ontology annotation, molecular function: DNA binding. The record is from RefSeq and is a predicted model, not a curated record. Lineage: Eukaryota; Metazoa; Arthropoda; Insecta; Hemiptera; Pseudococcidae.